UUCUAGAAACACAUCCCAGUCUCCCCUGCGCUUCCAAUAUGGAAGAGUUGACGGUCGAAGUGCGCGGCUCCAAUGGAGCAUUUUACAAGGCAUUUGUAAAAGAUGUGUUUGAAGAUUCACUUGCAGUUACUUUUGAGAACAAUUGGCAACCAGCACGUCGGAUUCCUUUCUGUGAUGUGCGAUUACCACCCCCUUCUGAUCUCAAAAAAGAGAUUAGCGAAGGCGAUGAGGUUGAGGUUUAUUCUCGAGCAAAUGAACAAGAGCCAUGUGGAUGGUGGCUUGCCAGAGUUCGGAUGAUGAAAGGCGAUUUUUAUGUAAUUGAAUAUGCUGCCUGUGAUGCAACGUACAAUGAAAUUGUUACUUUUGAGCGUUUACGGCCGAUGAACCCAAACAAGACAGUUACGAAGAAUACUUUCUUCAAGUGCACAAUUGAUGUCCCUGAUGACUUAAGAGAAGCCUGUGCACAUGAAAAUGCACAUAAGGACUUUAAGAAGGCAACUGAAGCAGAUUGCAUUUUCUACAGUGCUGACACUGGUCAAUUGUUGGUUUUGUCUACCAAAGAGGCCACAGUGAAAAGAGUCAGUAUUCUUAGUGACAUGCACUUACGAAGUAUUCGCACAAAGCUCAUGCUUGUGUCCAGGAAUGAAGAAGCAACAAAACAUUUGGAGAGUACCAAGCAGCUCGCAGCUGCUUUCCAAGAGGAAUUCACGGUCAGAGAAGAUCUCAUGGGUCUGGCAAUUGGAACCCAUGGUUCCAACAUUCAGCAAGCAAGAAAAGUUCCUGGUGUCACAGCAAUCGAGCUUGAUGAAGAAACUGGCACGUUUAGGAUUUAUGGAGAGACUGAAGAGGCAGUUCAAAAGGCUCGAAGUUACCUGGAGUUUGUGGAGGAUUCCGUUCAAGUUCCCAGAGAUUUAGUAGGAAAAGUUAUUGGCAAAAAUGGUAAGGUCAUUCAGGAGAUUGUGGAUAAGUCUGGAGUAGUAAGAGUACGAAUUGAAGGUGAUAACGACAGCAGACAACCUAGAGAAGAGGGAAUGGUCCCUUUCACAUUUGUUGGAACAAAGGAAAGUAUCGGGAAUGUGCAGGUUCUUUUGGAGUACCACAUAUCUUAUUUGAAGGAAGUAGAACAACUGAGACUGGACCGUUUGCAAAUUGAUGAGCAACUUCGACAGAUUGGUAUGGGAUAUCGGCCAGUGACAAGUCGGCCAGAGAAAGAUAAGGGCUAUAUUACAGACGAGAGUACUGCUUCCUCAGUUCAUGCCAGCAGAUCAUAUCGUGGCCGUGGUCGUCGAGGGCCAAAUUAUACGUCUGGUUAUGGUACAAAUUCAGAAUUAUCAAAUGCUUCAGAGACUGAAUCUGAAAAAAGGGAUGAAUUAAGUGAUUGGUCACAGACUGCUGAAGAUGACCGGGAUGCAAGACCAUAUCGUGAUAGUCGAAGGCGGCCUGGAACAGGGAGAGGGCGAGGUGGAGGACAGUCCAACAGAGGUCGUGGGGGAUCAAGAGGUGGAAAUUCAUCCAUUAGCUCAGUGUUUAGAGAUCCAGAUAGCAAUCCUUACAGUUUGCUAGACAACACAGAAACGGAUCAAACAGCAGACACUGAUGGUAGUGAGUCUCACAGCAGCACAAAUCGCCGCAGGAGAUCACGUAGGCGUAGGACGGAUGAUGAUGCCACUAUGAUUGAUGGAAUGACAGAAUCUGACAGUGCUUCAGUGAAUGAGAAUGGUUUAGAUGAUAAUGAACGAAAACCACAGCGGCGUAAUCGUAGCCGCAGGCGUCGUUUACGUGGUCAAAUUGAAAGCUCAUUGAGCAGAGACAGCCAGCCAGUAACUGUAGCUGAUUACAUAUCUCGAGCGGAAUCACAGAGCCGACAACGGGUCCAGCCGAAAGAGAAUCUUGCAUCCAGCAAAAAUGCAACUACGUUGCAGGUGCAAGAGGAUACGAUUGAUGAACAUUUUCCUGCUAUCAAGACGGUUAAUGGAAUGAACAGUGUACCUGGUGAUGAAGCUCAUACACACAAGGUUUCGAAGGAAAGCCAACAAAGAGAUUACCAAGGAAAUGGAACUAAAGUUGUGGUGAAUGGUGUUUCUUAAACAUUAUCCACUAUCGUCCAGUUCUGCAUAAAUUGUGUUUUCUAAUAGUGCUUGUAAAAGCUUGCCAAAGAUAGAAUAAGGACUGCCAGACUUUACGGCGCACUUUUUUUCUAGUUCCUCCGUACUGGAAUGGAGAUCAGAGGGUUCUUGAAUAAAACACUUGUAUAAAUUUGUUUUUCACCUAGUUAAGUUCUCAAUACAUUAAUCAGAUAUUGUGCCUUCAGACAAUAGAUGCAAAAUUAAAAGAACUAGCUGGUUGUAGGAAAAUGUUUUGAAAUGUUUAAAAUAAAUUUCAGAUUAUUCUGAAGAUGGAGAUCAUUGACAUUUACUGUAAUACUGGAUAAAAGCAUUGGCUGCUUUUUGUCAAGUUCUCCAAUAUGCAACCACUUCUGAGGAAAACAAUAGAAAAUGCAGUUUCAAAAUUUUGCACUGAAUUGUAAAUUUUACAUUUGGUAUGCUAGGUGAUACUAGUCUGGAAACUGGUCAAUUUUACUAAAUCUCUGUAGGUUUUUUAAUACUGUAUGUAGAAAAAUUGCAGACCACUGGAGAAUACUCGUUUGCAUCUAUACAUCUGCAGGGACAUUGGGAUGAGAUUGGCAGUGACUGUUUACAAAGGGGCUUGUUUGGUUUAUUUAUUAAAUGUACAGUAUUUAAAAAUCAAGCAAUGCUUUGGAUGUUACACUAAACUGGUUGUAGAUGUCAUUGCCAAAAUAAUCCAACUAUUGUAAGAUUAAGUUCCAGAGAAACGAUUUUCCAUGUAAACUACAUUUGUUAGAGUCCUUAGAGUAUUUUUAUUUUCCGUUUUGAUUGGUUGA
This is a messenger RNA of Hemiscyllium ocellatum (epaulette shark), 2902 nucleotides long. RefSeq names its product FMR1 autosomal homolog 1 (gene fxr1). Gene Ontology annotation, molecular function: protein homodimerization activity; mRNA 3'-UTR binding; translation regulator activity. The transcript has 17 exons. The coding region runs from base 39 to 2087 and encodes 682 amino acids. The record is from RefSeq and is a predicted model, not a curated record. Lineage: Eukaryota; Metazoa; Chordata; Chondrichthyes; Orectolobiformes; Hemiscylliidae. Gene Ontology annotation, cellular component: neuronal cell body; nucleus; membrane. Gene Ontology annotation, biological process: regulation of dendritic spine development; positive regulation of translation; regulation of modification of synaptic structure.